AUGAUUAAAGACAUACCUGGCAUCUCAUGUUUUGAGGACAUGCCUGCUAAAUUUGCAGCUUUACCGAAAGAGGCACUUUAUAGCACACAGAAGGAGGGUGAAGGCACUAGUCGCUUAAAACAACUGGAGGUGGCUUUGGAUGCUGCUGAGAUUGGUAAACAAAAUGCCGAAACUGAGGCUGUGUUGGCCAAAGAGAAAGCCGAAGUAUUAAAACCAGAGAUCAAACAGAUUGAAUUAACGCUUGCAGUUGUUACAGAAGAAAGAAAUCAAGAUAGAGCUUCUCUUCUCACCUUUAAAGCAAGCAUUUUCAAGGACACAACAGAUACCUUAUCGUCGUGGAUAAGCCGCGACUGCUGCGACGGAGGAUGGGAAGGAGUUCAAUGUGAUGCAUCCACUGGUAGAGUUAAUAUGUUGCAGAUACAAAGUCCUGAUGUUAAAGAUAGUGGGAGUUUUAUGAAGAGUACUCUUUCUCCAGCACUUGGAAACAUUCCGGAUCAAAUAGGAAACCUGAAAUCAUUGACAAGUCUUCAACUUAGUGGCAAUCAGCUAACAAGACACUUUCCACUAUCCAUAUCGAAAUUGCAGAAACUUUGGUACCUUAAUGUAUCGAGAAAUGGACUCUCGGAUCCCUUACCUGCGAUUCCUGUCAAGGGCAUUCCUUCCCUUUUGUCCAUAGACCUGUCUUAUAAUAUUCUCAGCCUUGGAAGUGUUCCUGAUUGGAUCAGAAGCAAGGAACUUAGAGAUGUACACCUAGCCAGGUGUAAAUUGAAGGGUGAUCUUCCGCAUUUUGUCAGACCCGACACUUUGAGCUCUAUAGACCUAUCAGACAACUUUCUGGUUGAUGGUAUCUCAAACUUCUUCACAAAUAUGUCCAGUUUGCAAGAUGUCAAGCUCUCAAACAACCAGUUGAGGUUUGACAUUUCUAAGAUAAAAUUGCCAUUUGGGUUGGCUUCAAUAGAUUUGCAUGCAAAUCAUUUGAUGGGUUCGCUGUCGUCAUCCAUAAAUAACAUGACAAGCAGCUCUUUGGAGGUAAUUGAUGUCUCAAACAAUUUCAUUUCUGGUCACAUUCCAGAAUUUGUAGAAGGUUCAAGUUUGAAGGUGCUAAACUUGGGAAGCAACAAUCUAUCAGGUUCAAUCCCAGUUUCUAUUUCAAAUUUGGUAGAACUCGAAAGAUUGGACAUCUCAAGGAAUAACAUACUGGGAAACAUCCCUUCAAGUCUAGGUCAGUUGCAGAACCUACAAUGGCUUGAUGUAUCUAUAAAUGGAAUAACAGGACAAAUACCAGGUAGCUUUUCACAGAUCACUAGUCUCAAGCAUGCAAAUUUCAGGACAAACAGGCUGUGUGGAGAAAUCCCCACAGAGUAG
Molecule: messenger RNA, 1365 nt
Organism: Lathyrus oleraceus (garden pea)
Lineage: Eukaryota; Viridiplantae; Streptophyta; Magnoliopsida; Fabales; Fabaceae
Product: probable LRR receptor-like serine/threonine-protein kinase At4g36180
Exons: 1
Coding region: 1-1365 (454 amino acids)
Molecular function (GO): protein binding
Source: RefSeq, a predicted model, not a curated record